AUGCAGGUGUUUGCUACGUUGCCCCGGGAGAAAAGGAAGCAGGUUAGCCCUCAGAAGGGGCAACAGAGAAAACGAAGCACAUUUCUAACGUGUUUUUUCCUCCCUAGAUUCUCUAGGGCAGCUCUGUGGAUUGGGACCACCUCCUUCAUGAUUCUGGUUCUUCCUGUCGUAUUUGAAACUGAAAAGCUGCAGAUGGAGCAACAGCAGCAGCUGCAGCAACGACAGAUUCUCUUAGGGCCUAACACAGGGUUGUCUGGGGGAAUGCCAGGGGCCCUGCCUCCAUUUUCUGGAAAAAUCUAAUUUGCAGAAGCUGCACUGGAUUCAUAUCAUGUGGGAAGACCUUGAGAUUAUGAUAUAUUGAACUGUUGAUUUGUUGGGCCAGGGCAUUUUUUGUUUGUUUUUAUUUUUGGUUGUACUUUGGGACAUUAUGAAUAUGUCAAUAUAGAGGGAAGUCCCCUCUCUGGACCUGAUGAUGGCUCCUGUCUGCAUUCUUCCCCUGUAGAAGUUAUGAGUCUUUUCUUUUAUUUGAUCAGUAUGCCAUAACCAGUUAAAAAGACUCAAGAUCAGGGAGUUCCUCUUCUGGACUCCUUGUCACCCAGAAAACCAUCCUGGGGCACAAGUCAGACUUCAAAAGUCAGCAAUCAAAAAAAAAGAAAAACCCCAUCCACCUUCCUGGGGCUAACCCAAAGCCUUAGGACAUCAGUGAUAGAAUGAGGAGUGAAUUUCCCAGCAGAUGAAGCAAAGGAGGAGGAAGGGUUGCAGGUAUCUGUGCCCUGCGGAGAAAAUUCUCUGGGAAGACUUGUGUGCAAACACUUUCACUGCAGUUUUGUGUGUGAGUACCAACGGAGCAGCAGACCAGCUUAAAGAAGAUCACAUCUACGCUGAUCCUCUUUGCAUCAUAAAGUAGAACUUAUUGGCUGCCUUUUUUUUGUAUUAAAUAUUAAAUAAAUUGAA
Struthio camelus australis is the source of this 954-nucleotide messenger RNA. The record is from RefSeq and is a predicted model, not a curated record. NCBI's taxonomy places the organism in Eukaryota, Metazoa, Chordata, Aves, Struthioniformes, Struthionidae.